AUGUAUUUUAAGGUUUUGUGCUGUUUGGUUGUGAUCGCCGCAACAUGGGCUCACGAGCACAAAGACGCAUACUCGUCAGUUCACAUAACGAAAUCAGAUGACCAUCCAGAGGUCAUUCGUCAUCGUCAUCAAGAUCAUCAUGUUGACCAUGAUGAUCAUAUCGAUUAUUACACCUACCCCAAGUUUCAAUAUGAAUACAAAGUGAAGGAUCCCUACACAGGAGAUAUUAAAUCUGAGCACGUGAUCCGAGAUGGUGAUCAUGUCAAAGGUCACUACAGCUUACACCAACCUGAUGGCCUUGAGAGAGUAGUUCAUUUCUACAGUGACGACAAAACUGGAUUCCACGCAGACGUGAAAUACAACACCCAUCAUCACGUGCCUGUAUAUAAACAUGAUCAUCACUGA
Messenger RNA from Danaus plexippus (monarch butterfly), 405 nucleotides. RefSeq names its product cuticle protein 7-like. The transcript has 4 exons. The coding region runs from base 1 to 405 and encodes 134 amino acids. Gene Ontology annotation, cellular component: extracellular matrix. Lineage: Eukaryota; Metazoa; Arthropoda; Insecta; Lepidoptera; Nymphalidae. The record is from RefSeq and is a predicted model, not a curated record.